ACCAUCAUUUACGUCAUAUAUUUACUCUUGUCGACGAAAUGUUGUGCUUCCGGGUGUCCUAAAUGAAUUCGGGGAUAAUUUUCACCACAAACAGCGCUCAUCUGAGAUUGAUGAACUGAUUCAGGAGGGAAAUGGAUCGUCAUUCCAGAUUCACGGGUCAGCCGCCAUAUAAAAGAAAAGAGGAAGGCAACAAGGAGAGCCAUAACAAUAAAUACGUCAGGUCAAGUUAUUACAGCCAUGUGCCUUCCAGUGUUGCCUCUUCACAUUCUCCAGUGUUAAGUGUGAGGAGACACCUUUACGACGUGGACUUUCCACUCUAUAAGCAACCUGUAGAGAUAGGGCACUUUUCCCUGGACUCCAGCCGCAGGUUUUUCAAUGACGCCAGGAUGCUGAGGCAUUAUGUUGAAGCAGAUGGGUGCCCCAACUUUAACCUGAGAGAUGGCUACACUGACCGUUUCAUAAAGCGGGACGAUGGCAUUAAGGAAAGACUGGAUCAUCUGCUGAGGUGGAUUUUAGAAAACAGAUCUAAACUUCAGAGGACACCUGUGGAUGGCGAUACAUCUGGUUCUUCAUGUCGGCUGAGUGCAGACUUUGUCACGUGGCGUGGACAUCUGACCAAGCUCCUCACAACUCCCUAUGAGACCCAGGAGGGCUGGCUGUUGGCAGUGACCCUGUUCAAUGGGACCUAUUACAUCAGCGAGGUGGAGACCGAAGCAGCCAGGAGGAACAGAGAGAACCGCACCGAGAGGCAUGCUGAAAUGAUGUACUGGGGAUACAAGUUUGAGCAGUACAUGUGUGCAGAUGAGCCCAAUGGCCUGCCAGAUCCUAGUGGGGUGGUAAACACCAAUGAAGCUUUCUGUACCGUUGUGCAGACCAGGCUGACUGAUCACUCCCUGUUGUUUUCUGGAGAGGUUGACUGCAGAGACAACAGCUCCCGCUUCAAGGUCGCACCGGGUUAUUACGUAGAGCUGAAAACAUCUGCUGAAAUCUGCACCCCAAAGCAACGCAGUAACUUGCACAGGUACAAGCUAUUGAAAUGGUGGGCGCAGUCCUUCCUACCUGGUGUGCCCCGAAUCAUUGCUGGCUUCAGAGAUAACGAUGGGCUUGUGGUCUCGCUUGAGACUUUUGAAACUGCCAAGAUUUCUCAAUUGAUAAAGCAUGAGCAGAAUUGUUGGAAACCAAACGUUUGUAUGAAUCUCUGCAAUGCCUUUCUGUCCUUUGUAAAGAAGGUUGUUACGCAGGAUGAUUACAGGGUGGUGUAUCUUUUCUCCUGGGAACCCUAUAAGGAUGUCUCUUAUUCAGUUCACAAGGACUCUGAAUAUACUUUCUUGCAUGAUUGGUAUGUGAGGGAAAUGACAAAGCAGAAUUUCUGAUCUCCAACAGUCUUUCUUUAGUAAAGUCAGUGUUUGUAAAGUAAGGUGCUGAUUAUUUUAAUGUCCUAACAAUUAAAAAAGCAUUGCCAAAUACC
Messenger RNA from Polyodon spathula (Mississippi paddlefish), 1468 nucleotides. RefSeq names its product decapping exoribonuclease (gene dxo). The coding region runs from base 132 to 1373 and encodes 413 amino acids. The record is from RefSeq and is a predicted model, not a curated record. Lineage: Eukaryota; Metazoa; Chordata; Actinopteri; Acipenseriformes; Polyodontidae. Gene Ontology annotation, molecular function: mRNA 5'-diphosphatase activity. Gene Ontology annotation, cellular component: nucleus; cytosol. Gene Ontology annotation, biological process: nuclear-transcribed mRNA catabolic process; NAD-cap decapping. The transcript is spliced from 7 exons.